AUGGGUCAGGCACCGAGCGGGCAGAGCGGGCGACCGGGAGGAAACAAUGAUAAGAACAAGAAGGACCAGCAGAAGAAGUGGGAGCCGCCGCUGCCGACACGAGUAGGCAAGAAGAAGAGAAAGGGACCAGACGCCUCGACGAAGCUGCCGGCUGUGCAUCCAAACACGCGAUGCAGGCUCAAGCUGCUCAAGAUGGAGCGCAUCAAAGACCACCUCCUUCUCGAGGAAGAGUUUGUCCAUAACCAGGAGCGCCUCAAGCCGCAGGAGGACAAGGCGGCCGAAGAGCGGAAUCGGGUCGACGACCUCCGAGGAAGCCCAAUGGGUGUCGGCACGCUCGAAGAGAUCAUUGACGAUGAUCACGCCAUUGUUAGCAGCGCAACGGGACCAGAGUACUACGUCAGCAUCAUGAGCUUCGUCGACAAGGACAUGCUCGAACCUGGCUGCAGCGUCCUGCUCCAUCACAAGGCCAUGGCCAUUGUUGGUGUUCUCAGCGAUGAUACCGACCCCAUGGUUAGCGUCAUGAAGCUCGACAAGGCGCCUGCCGAGAGCUAUGAGGAUGUGGGAGGUCUCGAGCAGCAGAUUCAAGAGAUCAAGGAAUCGGUCGAGCUUCCGCUCACGCAUCCAGAGCUGUACGAGGAGAUGGGCAUCAAGCCUCCGAAGGGUGUCAUUUUGUAUGGUGUGCCUGGUACGGGCAAGACAUUGCUGGCAAAGGCCGUGGCCAACCAGACGUCGGCCACCUUCCUCCGUGUCGUUGGAUCCGAGCUCAUUCAAAAGUAUCUCGGAGAUGGACCUAAGCUUGUUCGAGAGCUCUUCAGGGUCGCUGAAGAGCAUGCGCCCAGCAUCGUCUUCAUCGACGAAAUCGAUGCGAUUGGAACCAAGAGGUACGACUCGUCGAGCGGAGGAGAGCGAGAGAUUCAGAGGACGCUUCUUGAGCUCCUCAAUCAGCUCGACGGUUUCGACACGCGGCACGACGUAAAGGUCAUCAUGGCUACGAACAAAAUCGAGUCUCUGGAUCCCGCACUCAUCCGACCUGGCCGAAUCGACCGAAAGAUUGAAUUCCCCAUGCCAGACGAAAAGACCAAGAUGCACAUUUUCCGCCUGCACACGAGCCGGAUGAAUCUCGACGAAGACGUCAAGCUGGAAGAAUUUGUUGCAAUGAAGGACGAGCUCAGUGGAGCCGACAUCAAGUCGCUCGUGACCGAGGCGGGUCUCUUGGCUUUGAGAGAGAGAAGGAUGCGGGUCACGAAGAAGGACUUCACCACGGCUAGGGAGCGCGUCAUUGACCGGAAGCAAGGCUCGGAGCCCGCUGGCUUGUACCUGUAG
Messenger RNA from Acaromyces ingoldii, 1323 nucleotides. Its product is annotated as putative RPT2-26S proteasome regulatory subunit. The coding region runs from base 1 to 1323 and encodes 440 amino acids. The transcript has 6 exons. Gene Ontology annotation, cellular component: proteasome regulatory particle, base subcomplex. Lineage: Eukaryota; Fungi; Basidiomycota; Exobasidiomycetes; Exobasidiales; Cryptobasidiaceae. Gene Ontology annotation, biological process: proteasome-mediated ubiquitin-dependent protein catabolic process. Gene Ontology annotation, molecular function: ATP binding; proteasome-activating activity; ATP hydrolysis activity. The record is from RefSeq and is a predicted model, not a curated record.